CCUACCAUAAAACCCGUGCAUUUAGGAUUUUCUGGGACUGUCUACUUUUCUAACCGUUGGAGGCGAUUGCCGAGUUCUGGGAGUUGGAGAAAUUAGGGUUCUACUUAUUGCUCUUUCUGGAUUGGGUUUCGGUUCCGAUGGCCGCUAAGCUAGCAGUCUGAACGAUUGUGAUAUAUCGGCGGACGACAGGGGAUCAUGUGGAUCUAGGAUUAGACGUGCAUAUAGUUAUGAGAUUUAAUUUUGCGUACGGCGGUGGCCUUUGUGUUAUAUGCAAUAGAGGGGUUGAAGCUAAGCUGUUUCGUUUAAGAGGGUAAGAUGCCAUCUUCAUAUUUGUCGAAGAUUAGGACUGCGUUGCAGAGAUCAAUUGUUGGGCAGGAAGGAGCGCUUCAGGAAUCGGUAGAUGGGUUAAUUGGGCAGGGCAAAUUGUUGUUUGGAAAUUCUAAGUUGUUCCAGUCGAGAUCGUUUUCAACUAUUUCAGACCUCCAAGCAUUGUUUUCACCAGGCAUUGUUUUCGCUGCAAGAUCGGAUUCACAGCUAGUUAACCAAAGAAGGAACAUUUCUGUUGUAGGAGAGAUUUCGCGCAUUAUUUCAACUCCGUCUGUGUCAGGGCCUUCAAUUCAGGUCUGUGGAUAUCAUAUCGAUUGUGUGCUUUCUGAGCCCAGUCAGUUUGUGGCCAGAAGCAAGUUGCAGAAUAAACCUAUGGCUGCCUGUGGUUCUAGAACUUUAUUUGGGGGAUGCUUCCCAGAUAAUUUAACUUCAAGGCGCGGGAUUCAUUCAGUGGUACCUGAAAGUGCCUGUACAUUAUAUAACAAAAGAAGUUCCGACUGUUUUCAAACAGCUAGCAUGAGUUUGAAAAAAGGUGGGCAAUCCAACACUAAUGCAAUUUAUGGGUAUUUCAUAUAUGAAGUUGGAAAAAGAUUGUGUAAUUCCUCCCUAAGUAAAGGAUCCGGGUCAAGGGAAUUUCAUGCUUCAUCUACAUGCUUAUCUACUGGGACUGCCCAUGACGUGUCUUUUGAUAGUUCUGCUCCUGAGGACCAAGUUUCAAGUUCUGCAGAUUCAUCUAAUGAGGAGGUUACAGAUGGAAAGUCCCUAAAACUAACUUCUGGAUCAUACUACCUACCCCAUCCUGACAAAGAGGAAACUGGCGGGGAGGAUGCUCACUUCAUUUGUGCGAAUGAACAAGCAAUAGGGGUUGCAGAUGGUGUUGGUGGCUGGGCAGAUCUUGGUGUUAAUUCCGGAUUGUACUCCAGAGAACUGAUGUCUAAUUCUGUAGCUGCUGUUCAGGAGGAGCCGAAGGGGUCCGUUGACCCUGCUCGGGUAUUGGAGAAAGCUCACUCGAGCACGAAAGCCAGGGGUUCCUCAACAGCAUGUAUCAUAGCACUCACUGAACAGGGUAUUCAUGCAGUUAAUUUAGGUGAUAGUGGGUUUAUAGUGGUUCGAGAUGGGUGCACCGUCUUUAGAUCCCCUGUGCAACAGCAUGAUUUUAACUUUACCUAUCAACUGGAGAGCGGAAACAACGGUGAUCUACCUAGCUCUGGCCAGGUUUUUACAGUUCCUGUUGCACCGGGGGAUGUUAUAAUUGCAGGAACGGAUGGCCUGUUCGACAACUUGUACAACAACGAGAUAACCGCAGUGGUAGUUCAUGCCAUCAGAGCUGGCUUAGGGCCUCAGGUGACAGCACAGAAGAUAGCAGCGUUGGCACGCCAACGAGCACAGGAUAGAGACCGGCAGACGCCUUUCUCCACAGCCGCUCAAGAUGCUGGGUUCCGUUAUUAUGGCGGCAAGCUUGAUGAUAUAACUGUUGUUGUUUCAUAUGUAACCAGCUCAAAUGAUGCAUGACACAGACAAAUGGACCCUCUCUCUCUCUCUCUCUCUCUCUCUCUCUUGUAUAUGCUACGUUUGUUCUUUUCUUUUUCCAUUUUUCCCUUCUUCUAUGGCGGUUCAAGGCUAAUGUACAAGCAAAGUGGAUUGCUUUUGUCACGUAUUGCCUCUGUUCGUCUUCCUUUUUGCUCACAUGGAUAAAAUUCCAUUCCAUUUACUUUUGUCAUGACAUUACUUUACUUUAUUAUAUUCUUCUUCCACUUUUUCGUUUAA
Malus domestica (apple) is the source of this 2094-nucleotide messenger RNA. RefSeq names its product probable protein phosphatase 2C 55. The record is from RefSeq and is a predicted model, not a curated record. Lineage: Eukaryota; Viridiplantae; Streptophyta; Magnoliopsida; Rosales; Rosaceae. Gene Ontology annotation, molecular function: protein serine/threonine phosphatase activity. Gene Ontology annotation, cellular component: chloroplast. Gene Ontology annotation, biological process: protein dephosphorylation.